GGGUUAAAAAAACCACUCUUCUAAACCUAACCCGCAAGCGAUAUUCCAUGUGUGACUCUACUGACGUCUAUGAUUUAAACGCAGUCUUUCUUCUUUCGUGGCUCGACCGGGCUUCCGCCAUUCUGCGUUUUGUCAUUCAGUUUAGGUUGACCAUUCAUUAAAGAAAGCCCUGCACAACAAACCAAUCCUAGCAAGAGGAGGGCGGGUGAAAGCUCGGAUUGUACUGGUGCUUCGGCUUGACCCGUAAAGGCGAAGCAUGGACGUGAGUCAAGGGUUGGAGAAUUUCCCUGUGACGGUAUGGCCGCCGCUGGAGCAACCCCCGGCAUUUCAGUAUAGUCCAGAUCAUGUGACUGGAGAGGGAGGAGGACCAGACCCAACUGAAAUCUCCUUUAAUGGAUGCAGCUGUCAUUCCUCUUCCUGUCUUGCCUCCAUGUGUUCCUGCCUUCGUUAUGGAGAAAAUUAUAACAAUUCAUGCAUUAAUUGCGAAGGAAAUGAAUUUGAUUUUUCAAAGCCUAUUUUUGAAUGCAACACUAUGUGCCAGUGUGGAGAGUUAUGCCAAAAUAGGGUGAUUCAGAGGGGCUUGCAAUUCAGGCUUGAAGUCUUCAAGACAGCCAAGAAAGGAUGGGGUGUUCGCACGCUGGAGUUUAUAUCCAAAGGAAGAUUUGUUUGCGAAUAUGCUGGGGAAGUCCUCAACUUCAGAGAAGCAUGUAGGAGGAUACAGUUGCAGACACUGAGCGAUUCAAAUUAUAUUAUAGCAAUAAAAGAACACUUGUGUAAUGGGCAGAUAAUGGAGACAUUUGUGGAUCCCACUUAUGUAGGUAAUGUUGGUAGGUUCCUGAACCAUUCCUGUGACCCAAACCUGUUUAUGGUUCCUGUCCGGAUAGACUCAAUGGUACCUAAACUGGCACUUUUUGCUAGCCGUGAUAUUUGUGCCAAUGAAGAAUUGUUGUAUGAUUAUUCGGGAAGAUAUCAUAAUUACAUGCCUGAGAAAGAUCAAGAAAAGCUGCAACAAGUGGAAAAAUCUAAGAAACCCUGUUAUUGUGGGGCCAAAAUGUGUAUAGGUUUUUUGCCUUAUGAUAGUUGUUUAUUCUACAAAGAUGACCUAAGAAGCUGUACUGCAGAACCACUGUGAGAAUAGAAGCAGUUGUGUGUAUUUAAUAUUACAUCCCAAAAAAUAUGUAUGCCCUACUCUACCAGGGGGGAUCAGCGUGUGAAAUCAGACUUCUAUAACGGUAGAUGCUAGAGAUGUGCUUCCCUACCUGACAUUGCAAUGCUGGCUGGCUGCAUACACCACCAGUGGCUGCAUACACACAGACUACAAAAAAUUGUUAAGUCUGACCAAUUGCUUUCAGACAGAGCAGGAUGAGGGCCUCUGCUUGAAAAAAUCCUUAUGGAUUAACCAUGAUGGCUAUGUUGUACCUCUGCAUGCUGGAGGCACCAUGCUUCUGAAUACAGUUGCUGGAAACCACAAGAGUGCUGUUGCUUUCAGGUUCAGAUUGUGGAUUUCCCACACGCAUCUGGUUAGCCUUUGCAAGAAGAGGAAGUUGUAUUCAAUGUAAUGCUAAGUAGAUUGUUCCUUGCUAGAUUGUUCCAUCAGCGCAAGGAUUUUUCCUUGCACAAAGGAACAAUUUCCCACUCUCCUCCCCCCGCACAGCCCCAGAACCAAAACAUGGCCACCUAGAAGUGGGACACAUUGAUUUCAUUGAAAUGCCUUUCAUGUAUGUGUGAUUAGUGGUGUAUGUGUAUAACCAGUAGUUUCUGGCCUUUGAUUGUACAGCAGUAAAUUAUUCACAUUCUAGUGAUAAAGAUAUUGCAGGGAUGGAGAACCUUUGACAAUGCUGGAUGGGGCUGAUGGGAGUUGGAGUCCAACAAUAUCUGAAUGAACGUAGGUUCCCCACUCCUGCGAUAAAAGGUUAGCAGAGAUAGGUUAGCAAGUGAAUGACAUUAUGACUAGAUUUCUCAUUGGAAAUAAAAUCUACUGACAGAAGAAGAAUAACAUAUGAAACAGUGUGUGUGUGUGUAUAUAUAUUAUCAACAACAAUAGCAUAAGCUGCUAUUUUACAUGUCCUUCUAAUGUGUCCGGAGCCCUCACCGGGGCCUUGCUGCUAGAGGUCACUUGAUAAGCCCAGAUAACUAACAGCUCAGCCUGUCCACUGAGUUUGUACUUACCAUAAAUAUAUCUAAGGUAAACUGCUUCCACCACCUCCUUUGAAAAAGACAUGUCUGUGGCUUCAGAUUUAUUAUCCAUCCAGAACACAUCAAGUAUACGAGCCAGCUAUUUUAUUUAGGGAAUGUAAACAACCGUGAACAUGCAGCCAUUCAAUAAAGAAUAGGAAAUAAUUCUACCUAAUAAACUGGCACAGUAUAUGACUCCCUUUCUCACCAGCUGUCUUACCCAUCAGCCCUCCCCCUGAUCCUUUUUAACUGACUCCAACUAUC
Messenger RNA from Rhineura floridana, 2439 nucleotides. RefSeq names its product histone-lysine N-methyltransferase SETMAR. The record is from RefSeq and is a predicted model, not a curated record. Gene Ontology annotation, cellular component: nucleus. Bases 257 to 1132 code for a protein of 291 amino acids. NCBI's taxonomy places the organism in Eukaryota, Metazoa, Chordata, Lepidosauria, Squamata, Rhineuridae. The transcript has 2 exons. Gene Ontology annotation, molecular function: histone H3K9 methyltransferase activity; protein binding; zinc ion binding.